Messenger RNA from Aspergillus affinis, 1461 nucleotides. Its product is annotated as cytochrome and DOMON domain-containing protein. NCBI's taxonomy places the organism in Eukaryota, Fungi, Ascomycota, Eurotiomycetes, Eurotiales, Aspergillaceae. The record is from RefSeq and is a predicted model, not a curated record. The transcript has a single exon. The coding region runs from base 1 to 1461 and encodes 486 amino acids.
AUGGCCAGAAGUCCAGCUCGUCGACUACUGUUAAUCUUCCUCGCCAUCAUCUAUCACAUCUCCACCAUUCUCGCAAAGCCCGUCCAAUACUGCAAAUUCGGAUACGACAAAAACCCCAGAGAUGCCGAAGUCGACUUUUGCAUGGGUGUCGCCAUGCACCAGAAUCGGUCUUCCGAUGCCUACGACAUGUACCUCAGCAUGACCGUCACGCGAGAUUCAGAUCUCGGUUGGACCGCAAUCGGCACGGGUCCCGUCAUGGCAGGCUCGCUGAUGGUGAUUGUCUAUGGGGAUCCCAAUUCGAAGGAGCCUCCGACUGUCAGCGUGAGGACGGUGGAGGGGCAUCGUCAGCCCAAACUGCUAACCAACGAGACCGCUGGUGGUACAGACAUUCGUAUCCUCGACGCAAGUUGGCAGCCCGUUUCUCACGACGACUCUCCGUCCUCUUCACCGACCUUUCUGGCCAAGGUUGCCCUCGUCUGCUAUUCCUGUACGUCCUGGCCGGGAAUUGGAGAUCAUCCCAUCUCGGCAACGGCGACCUCGCUCCCAUGGCUCUGGGCAUGGAACGAUAACCAGCAGCUCGCGAACUUCUCGAGCGACCUGCACCUCAAAAUGCACAAGCACCACUCCCGAGACGGCGGAUGGGGAAAUUUCUAUGUCGACAUGUCGCGAUCCGUCGAUACCGCCGAGAAGCCGCCCUCCCCUCCAUCUAUUCAACCUGGCGUUCGGACGAUAGGUACGACCGAUAAAUCAUCGACUGCUUUCAAAUGGCCUCGUCUCGGGCCUGUCGCUCAGGCGCAUGGCUGGUUAAUGGGGCUCGCAUUCCUGUUAUUCUUCCCCGGCGGCGUAAUCGCCAUGCGGUCCCAUUCCAGCCGAGCGUUCCAAUACCACUGGAUGAUCCAACUCGUCGCCUCCCUCUGCGUCGCCGUCGGCGCCAUCCUUGGUAUCGUCAUGAGCCGUACCUUCAGAUCCCCUCACCAGAUCGCUGGACUGGUGGUGUCACUCACCCUCGGCAUCCAAGGCGUUCUCGGCUGGCGACACCAUAUGGCCUUUCUACGCAUCAAGCACCGGACCUGGAUCUCACAUACCCACAUCUGGGCCGGACGGCUGAUUCUGAUCGUUGGAUGGGUGAACGUCAUCAGCGGCAUGCUCUUGGCCAGGUUCGGCUGGUUCUGGAUUCUUCUGAUGUCCGUUGUCCUGGUGGGCGUGGUAGUCGGCCUGGUCUUCUGGGUUCGGGCUUCCACGAAACGGAAACAGCAUAAGGGCCGCGAAGGGUAUGAUGAAUCGGAAGACGCCCUCAUGCCCUGGAAAGCAGACCAGGAAGGCGAGUAUUUUGUUCUCGGCGACGAGGAAGAGGAAUUCAUGCCCGAUGAUGUGGAGCUGAGCGACAUGGGUGAUCCGGGUCAUGCGAGAAAUAGGAGUGGUCCGUAUGAUCCUAUCCUGCGCAAGGGGGAGGAGAGUUAA